Molecule: messenger RNA, 3160 nt
Organism: Styela clava
Lineage: Eukaryota; Metazoa; Chordata; Ascidiacea; Stolidobranchia; Styelidae
Product: P-selectin-like
Source: RefSeq, a predicted model, not a curated record
ACUAGAAACUAUGAUUUACAAUUAAUUUGCAAUGCUUAAUUUUCAAAGUUGUAAUAGAAAAAGUUAAGGAAAUAUAUACAGACGAUUUGUGAUGCCUACAAAUACGAUUUUAUUCACGCAGUUUAUAAUAGUCGCAGCAACGAUACUAUCAGAGUGCAAUGGAUUGAGAUGUUGGCAUUGUGAAAAUGAAAACAAUAAUUGGGAUUGUAUGUUGAAUGGGAAGCUACAACAAUGCCAACCGAGCCAGCUUGAAUGCCAAAACGAAAUUAGAUCUAUUGCCAAUGAUAGAUAUUUCAAAAUAACCAAGAGAUGUAAACAAGAUAUCGGAUGCGACAACAAUCGAAAACAGAAUGAGCUUCUCACGAAUUCCUAUCGAUGUGAAAAACGUGAUACAGUUGACGUGUGUUGGUGCUGUUGCACUGGAGAUAAUUGUAAUGGACAUGAAGUUUAUUGUAAAAAAAUUAAUCCCAGGUGUAAGUCGAUAAUCGCGCCCUUGAAUGGUAUUGUUAGAUGUCAAAGAAACGAUACCUCUUUAGGUACAAAUUGUGUCUAUAGAUGUCUUCCAGGUUACGAUAUGGUUGGAACAUCUAGAACAACAUGCGUCCGAACAAGGUUUACUGCAACAUGGUCAUCCUCUCCUCCGACCUGUGAACCCGUUAUUUGUAAUUCAAUACCCAAUCCACCAAAACAUGGAUCCGUAUUUUGCUCAAAGGGAAAUUCUGUGUACAGUAUUUGUGAAUUUACAUGCAGUCGAGAUUUGGUUUUGAUCGGAGAUAGGACAACAGUUUGUAGUCAUCUUGGCACAUGGUCAAAUUCCGUUCCAGAAUGUGUCAAAGUUAUAUGUCGUUUCCCUGAAAGUGAGGAUGAAAUUUUGAAAAUGGAAUGUUCUAAUGGAAACAAUUUGGGAAGUUAUUGCAGGUUUACCUGUGCAGCUGACUUUGAAGUUUAUGGUUUUGAUGAAAUAACUUGUGGAGAACCAAUAAAAAAUAUUUAUGGACGGUGGACAAAAGAAUUUCCAGUUUGUGUUCGGCGUAGCUGUGAAGAACCUGGGGAAUUCGCAGCAAUGAAUAAAACUUGUACUGAUGGAAACAACAUUGGUAGUGUUUGCACAUAUUUCUGUGAUGAGGGAAAUUACAUGACGUCAAACGAUGAUCCAUCUAAUGUUAUCUAUAGCGGCGUGGCAAUAAUAACUUGUAACCUUGAGUCCGGAUGGUCUGGUAUUCCACCGGUAUGUCGGCCGAUCGCUUGUCCAAGACUAAACCGGACAUUCAGCAACGGCGGGCGAACUUGCACCCAAGGUGAUAAGUUCCUAUCUGAAUGCAGUUACACUUGUGUCCAAGGAUAUCGUUUAUCUGCGCCGAACUCAAUUACUUGUGAACAAAGUACAAUUACUAAGAAAGGCGAGUGGAGUAAUGCUGAACCUCAAUGUGUGACAGUGUACCAAUGUGACUCAGUAAAUUUUGAGUCUGAAAAUAAGGAAUGUACUGACAGAAAUAAUGAAGGAAGCAUUUGUACUUACUCAUGUGAAGAAGGCGAGAUUAUGACGUCAUCAGAAGAUGCCGGCGUUGUUGAAAGUGGCAUCGCAUUGUUGACCUGUGUUAGAGGAAUCGGAUGGUCCAAUAAACCUCCGGUGUGUCGACCAAUUAUGUGUCCUCCAUUGCUCCAAUCAUUUAAAAAUGGAAAUCGAAUCUGCACUCGUGACGUUAUGUAUGGGUCAGAAUGCAUCUACACAUGCAAUCCAACUUAUCGGUUAACUGACAGUCGAUCCGUAACAUGUGUGAAAAGCUCAAUACCAGGACAAGGGAUGUGGAGCGUCAAUGAACCACAAUGUGUAGGUGGGUCUGAAUUCGGUGCCUCUACCUGCUUGAAUUAUAAUUCUGUCGCUAAUGGUGAAGUCAGGUGCGAACCAAUGUCAUCAACCAACGGGACUCAUUGGUUGGAAGGAAGUGCAUGCAGAUUAUUUUGUGCGGGAUCAUUCGUUACACCCAUCGGCGAAUUCUCUAAAAUCCAAUGUGGCGGAGGAAUAUGGAUAGGGAAAUUGUGCUGCGAUGUAUGCUUAUCUACUCGAAGACUUGACAUUAUUGUAUUGAUGGAUUCUUCCUACGUGGAUUACGAGUUGUGGGAAGUUUCUAAAACAUUCAAUGCAGAUUUUGCCUUGUAUCUUGCAGAGAACUAUAAACUUGAACUAAACUUUAUUGUAGUACCAUAUGCUACGUCCGUAGAUAAUCGAAGUAUGGUCAAAGCCUCUAACAUUAAUUUUGAUAACUAUCAAAUACUGGAAGAUUUGGUGGAUAGUAUACCAUUUGCUGGCCGUGGAGAUUCAAAUACUGGAAAAGCUCUUCAAUUUGUAAACGAUGUGUUAAUUGGUAACUUGGAAGUGGGAAGUGUUCCUUUGAUAGUUAUCCUGUCCAAUAAACAACCGGUAGACAGUAAACUAGCACUCACUGAAUCCAAACGAAUAAGAGACAAGAGAGGACAUAUUCGCAUCGUGCCAUUCACUGAUUUCUACACUGCAUACCCAGGAAAAAACAAGGCAGCAUUUGAGGCAAUAACCGGGGGUGAAGAAAACUCAAUUGUCGACAGCGAGUCCGUGGAAAACUUUUAUGAAGUUGCCACAAGAGGAAUAAAAACAUAUGAUACGUAUUGUGACAUUCGUACUCCUACUUGUUAAUACUUGAGCAUGUUUAUCAUCAUAACGCACGAAAUUCGAAGACUCUAAAUCGAAAUAAUUUCAACUAAUAGAUAGUUUUUGAUUUCAGUAUUUAUGAAACCACAUAUUCAUAUAAAAUACCUAAGUACUUUUUUUCAAACAAUACUGCCAAGUAGGUACUCACUAUGUCCAAUAAUGUUCCAAUUUUGUCGCGCUGAUUUCCAAUAUUUUGUAGUUCGAAAAAAUUGGAAACUCGCUGUUUUAAAGAUUGGUAAAAAUGGAGUUCGAUCCAUAUAUCGUUUUAGAUUUUACGUGUUGUUUGCAACGAAAGUCUAUCGUUGGUUCCAUAGUUAUAGCACGCGCAUGAAAAUGUGUUUUUUUGUAAAUUGACUUAAAGAAUAAAAUUUUGCUCUAUCAAAUAAAUUUUUAAAAAUGUCAUGCAUUAAACACUUUUCUCAUUUUUUCGAAAAUAAUAUGGAGAGUUUGCGGAACAUAAUGUUUAAAAAUCGU